This is a messenger RNA of Drosophila busckii, 3268 nucleotides long. It is a transcript of the gene Opa1, whose product is annotated as dynamin-like 120 kDa protein, mitochondrial. The transcript is spliced from 13 exons. Gene Ontology annotation, biological process: mitochondrial fusion. Gene Ontology annotation, molecular function: GTPase activity; microtubule binding; GTP binding. NCBI's taxonomy places the organism in Eukaryota, Metazoa, Arthropoda, Insecta, Diptera, Drosophilidae. The coding region runs from base 84 to 3005 and encodes 973 amino acids. The record is from RefSeq and is a predicted model, not a curated record. Gene Ontology annotation, cellular component: cytoplasm; microtubule; mitochondrial membrane.
UGAAACUUUUGUGUAGAAAAAACUUGAAAAUAAUAUUGUAGGUCUAGUAAACUGUGUGAAAACUGUAGCCACGAUUAGCAACUAUGCUGCGCAUCUAUCAAAACACAUACCGGCGAACGGCUAGAAAAGCUGUUGUUUACUCCACAAAAGUUGCCUGCUGCAAUCAUUCCACGCUAUGCAACAUCACCGGCCAAGCACAUUCAAAGCGCCAUGGCGCAGGAGCACAUUGGCAACAACAUAACAAUCAACGUCACGAAGAGUUUCUACUGGGUGGCAACCAGGCGAGAGGCUGGACAAUACCGCCGCACUCGCGUGGUUACGGCAUGCUAGUUGUGCGUAUUCUAAGAGGGGCCUUGAAACUGCGUUACAUUGUGCUGGGCGGUGCCAUUGGUGGUGGUGUCUCAUUGAGCAAAAAAUAUGAGGAUUGGAAGGAUGGUUUGCCGGAUCUUAAGUGGCUAGAGGAUGCAUUGCCGCAGGGUGAAAGGUGGAGUCAGUUUUCAAAGAAUCUCAUUGAGGUGGGCGGCCUGGUGAAGAAUGCAAUUGACAUAGAUCCGAAGCUUAAGCAGCUUGGCGAAGAUAAAUUAUCGGAAUGGCGCUCAUGGUUCGAUAGUCGUCUGGACGAUGCAAUUGAAGCUGCCGAUUAUCAAGGAAAUCAAAUUGUUGAAACCAAGGAAGAUAUCAAGGCGAAGACAACUGUGGCAGCGCUGGGAAUCUCUGCAGACGAAAGCCGUAAAAAAUAUGAUAAGCUGCAGAACCAAGUGGAAACGCUGCAGACUGAAAUCAUGAAUGUGCAAAUCAAAUACCAAAAAGAACUUGAAAAAAUGGAGAAGGAAAAUCGUGAGCUACGUUCGCAAUAUCUUAUAUUGAAGACCAAUAAGAAGACGACGCUGAAGCGCAUUAAGAAAUCCUUAAUUGAUAUGUACUCGGAAGUGCUGGAUGAGCUAUCUGGCUAUGAUACGGGCUACACCAUGGCUGAUCAUUUACCGCGUGUUGUUGUUGUGGGCGAUCAGAGCAGCGGCAAGACCUCGGUGCUGGAAUCCAUAGCUAAGGCGCGCAUAUUUCCACGUGGCAGCGGUGAAAUGAUGACGCGUGCACCAGUCAAGGUUACAUUGGCCGAGGGACCAUAUCAUGUGGCACAGUUUCGUGACACAGAUCGUGAAUAUGAUCUCACCAAAGAGUCGGAUCUGGCGGAUCUGAGGCGUGAGGUGGAGUUCCGCAUGCGUGCCUCUGUAAGAGGUGGCAAGACCGUGAGCAAUGAAGUCAUAUCCAUGACCGUUAAGGGACCUGGAUUACAGCGCAUGGUCUUGGUGGACUUGCCCGGCAUUAUAUCGACAAUGACAGUCGACAUGGCAUCAGAUACGAAGGAUUCUAUUCACCAAAUGACUAAACAUUAUAUGAGCAAUCCAAAUGCAAUUAUACUAUGCAUACAGGAUGGUUCUGUUGAUGCGGAACGCAGCAAUGUCACGGAUCUGGUCAUGCAAUGCGAUCCACUGGGACGGCGCACCAUAUUUGUGUUGACCAAAGUGGAUUUGGCAGAGGAACUGGCAGACCCAGAUCGCAUUAGAAAGAUAUUGUCAGGCAAACUGUUUCCGAUGAAAGCAUUGGGUUACUAUGCAGUAGUAACAGGUCGUGGACGCAAGGACGAUAGCAUAGAGUCUAUAAGGCAGUAUGAAGAGGACUUUUUCAAGAACUCUAAAUUGUUUCAUCGACGUGGCGUUAUAAUGCCGCAUCAGGUAACGAGCCGUAAUCUUAGCUUGGCUGUGUCGGAUCGUUUCUGGAAAAUGGUGCGGGAAACUAUAGAGCAGCAAGCAGAUGCAUUUAAGGCCACCAGAUUUAAUCUGGAAACCGAAUGGAAAAACAAUUUCCCCAGACUGCGUGAAUCUGGUCGGGAUGAGCUAUUCGAUAAGGCUAAAGGCGAAAUUCUCGAUGAGGUGGUGACGCUCUCACAGAUCUCGGCAAAGAAAUGGGAUGAUGCACUCACUGCCAAACUCUGGGAGAAACUAUCCAAUUAUGUAUUCGAAAAUAUUUAUCUACCCGCUGCACAGUCAGGUUCUCAAAAUUCCUUUAAUACCAUGGUGGACAUAAAGCUGCGACAGUGGGCGGAGCAGGCAUUGCCCGCCAAAUCAGUUGAGGCUGGCUGGGAGGCGCUGCAGCAAGAGUUUAAAUCGCUGAUGGAGCGUGCUAAGAAAUCGCACGAUCACGAUGGACUCUUCGAUCAGCUCAAGGCGGCUGUGGUGGAUGAUGCCAUACGACGACACAGCUGGGAGGACAAGGCCAUCGAUAUGCUGCGUGUUAUACAAUUGAAUACAUUAGAAGAUCGCUUUGUGCACGACAAAGGCGAAUGGGAUCUGGCGGUGAAGUUCUUGGAAAACUCUGUCACCGCCAAGCUGCAGCAAACGGAUGAGACACUGGGACAAAUGUUUGGACCUGGCCCGUGGGCGCGUUUCGCACACUGGCAGUACUUAACGCCCGAUCAGCAAAAGCGACGCAGCGUUAAGAACGAACUUGACAAAAUACUCAAGACGGAUGUGAAACAUUUGCCGACGCUAAGCUACGAUGAAUUGACAACGGUGCGCAAAAAUCUGCAGCGAGAUAAUGUGGAUGUCGAUACGGAUUAUAUACGGCAAACUUGGUUCCCUGUUUACAGAAAACACUUUUUGCAGCAGUCGCUGCAGCGUGCGAGAGACUGCCGCAAGGCUUAUUAUCUGUACACGCAACAGGGCACAGAGUGUGAGGUCUCCUGCAGCGAUGUGGUGCUCUUCUGGCGCAUACAGCAGGUCAUUAAAGUCACUGGCAAUGCGCUGCGGCAGCAGGUUAUAAAUCGCGAGGCGCGUCGCCUGGACAAGGAGAUCAAAGCUGUGCUCGAUGAGUUUGGCGAUGAUGAGGAGAAGAAGGCGCAUCUACUUACGGGCAAGCGUGUGCUGCUGGCCGAGGAGCUAAUCAAAGUGCGAAUGAUACAGGAGAAGCUUGAAGAGUUUAUCAAUUCGUUAAAUCAAGAAAAAUAGAUUGGUGUGCCAUGACCAAAGACACAACUGCGUUAAUUAUUUAAUGUUUUUUAAUUUAAGCUCAAAAACGAACGUUUAAAGUCAUCAACAACACGCAUUGUUCAUAACAAUUUUCCUUAGUUGUUAGCUAUUACGCUUAUUUUGUGCAGCAAACAAAAACAAAAAACUCCGAUUAAUAAAUUAUAUCAGACAUUGUUAGUUUGUAUAUUAGAAGUCAAUGCUUUUUACUCACGUGUCCUAAAUUGCACAUAAAAUAAUAAAUA